AGAGUCUUCCGAGCAUUUUGGGAGUGGGAUGGGGUUGUCUGGAGUUUCCCUUCCUUCUCCACGGCUCCACUGUCAACCCCAUUCCCCUCCCUUCACCCAGUCGCCACGAAAGCUUUUCUGAGCUUCCGCAUCCGAAUCAUCAAAGAUUUUUUUUUUUUAUUUAUUAUUAUUUUUUUUUUUAUGAAGAAUCAUCAAAGAUUUAGCUUAUUAAUGUUUCUAUCUAUUCAUGUAUCAUCUCCUCCUCCUCUUUAUUCUAUGGUUCCAGCACAGAAAUCCGUCCACAAUUCCUAAUUACGAUUGGUUCUUCCUCUUCAUAUAUUCCUCCCCUGUACUUGCUCUCUAUUUUAUUUUAUUUUUUUUGGUUUUGGUAGAACAGUAAUGGCUGCGGGAGAAGAGAAAAGCAGUGAUCUUUACUCUGUUUUGGGUUUGAAGAAGGAAUGUACUGCAUCGGAGCUAAGAAAUGCAUAUAAGAAGCUCGCUUUGCGAUGGCAUCCGGACCGGUGCUCGGCGUCAGGAAAUUCGAAGAACAGGGAAGAAGCGAAGGAAAAAUUCCAGUCAAUACAAGAAGCUUAUUCCGUUCUCUCUGACGCGAAUAAAAGGUUUCUGUACGACGUCGGAGCCUAUCACAACGACGGUGACGAUGACGAAAAUGGAAUGGGAGAUUUUUUGGAUGAAAUGUCGAUCAUGAUGAGCCAGGCCAAUCCGAGUAUUGGGAAGGGUCAGGAAAGUUUCAAAGAUCUUCAGGAACUAUUCGAGGAAAUGUCCAUGAGGGACAUGGACACCUUCCAUUCCUCCUCCUUUCAGAACGCGCCUUCUUCUUCGUCUUCUUCUUGUUGUUAUACUUCUAGUAAUACCCACAGUGACAAGAGCAGCGAACUCAACAACAAGAGAGCUUGCUACGAGAGAUCCAGCAGUUUCGAUGCGGAAUCCAUGAGAAUUCCUAGUUUCUGUAUAGGAGUAGUGGGGACAGAAGGUUUCAAGGGGAAAGGAGUAAAAAGAAGGAGGGGGAACACUAAUCGUAGAAAACCAAAACCAAAAGCAAAGGUUUCCUCCACCUCCUCCAAAGAGACUAACGCCAGCGCCCGCCGCCGCACUGCUUAAGAGGAUGCUUAAAAAAUAGAGAGCCAACCAGCCAGCCAGGAAGAAGCAGUCUUUAUGUUACUUUAUUAGUUGUUGAGAGACUUUUAUGAGUUUUUUGACUUUCUUAUGGGAAAAUGUCACAAAAAUAAGUAGUUUUGUUAUCGGAAAUGAGGCCUACAGCACGUGGGUGAAAGGCCAUCGAGAAUCAGAGACAUACUGGGAUACCGUAAGCCAACCCGCUUUUUUUGGUUUGAUGGCUCCUUGUGGGUUGCAGAUCGGGCGGCUGGCCUUGCAACUUGCAUUCAACCAAGAAAAGGUCGUGGACGAAGAAGAAAAAUCUUACUAUAUGCAGUUUUGGCUUCUUUUCCAUUUUUAUUUUGGGGGUUGGGGUUCUCUUGGCUGGGCUUGGCUGUCUUGCACAAGUCGCAAAGUUGUUGCAAGUUGUGAGAGCUCCAGCUUCGAGUCUGCGAUACAUUCAUGAAGCUACGAUUGUGGAACCACAACCUCUUCUGGCAUCUGUCCAAAUCCAAUUCUAAUCUGUAUUUUUUUUCUUUUUCCUUUUUUUCUUUUUUCCUUUUUUCUCCUUUUUUCCUUUUUUCGCUUUUUUCCUUUUUUCCUUCUCCUUUUGAGUAAAUCCAAUGCGAUCGGCGAAAGAAUAUUGUAUUUUAAUUCAAGUUGGGCAACUUGGAGGUGCUGUCCGGUGGCCAGCCCCUUCCCCCACUCGCUCCCUCCCCAUCCGCCAACCGCCAAUGGUCUGAUUGAAACAAUAAAAAUUGGACCACUUGAAUGA
Messenger RNA from Macadamia integrifolia, 1870 nucleotides. RefSeq names its product dnaJ homolog subfamily B member 7-like. The record is from RefSeq and is a predicted model, not a curated record. The coding region runs from base 379 to 1101 and encodes 240 amino acids. The transcript has 6 exons. NCBI's taxonomy places the organism in Eukaryota, Viridiplantae, Streptophyta, Magnoliopsida, Proteales, Proteaceae.